This is a messenger RNA of Cuscuta campestris, 3596 nucleotides long. The record is from the annotation of a GenBank genome assembly. NCBI's taxonomy places the organism in Eukaryota, Viridiplantae, Streptophyta, Magnoliopsida, Solanales, Convolvulaceae.
UUCAAUCAUUCCUUCAUAUGGUAUCAGAGCAGUAAAGGGCUUCUUUCUCCUUUACGAUCCAUUCACGGCUUCCCUUGCCUCUCUUUUAUUUUUUCUUCUUCUCGACAUAUGUCGACCGCAAUCACCAUGGCACAGACGCCUUCAAUUACCAAAGAUACACCGGUUGUGCAAUUGCAUGCCAAAUCCCAUUUUCCCAUAAAAUUGAUCUCCACCAACUUUCUCAUUUGGCAGCGCCAAGUUCGGUCCACACUCAUUGGACUCGAUCUACUUGGCUACCUCGAUGGCACCAUGGCUGCCCCACCGCAACUGGUCAACAACGCGCCAAAUCCUUGUUACUCAAUUUGGUUCCGACAGGAUCAAGCUAUCGUUGGGGCUCUUCUGGGCAGCUGUGCUGAUGUCGUACAGCCGCUGAUCUCCACUGCUGAGACAGCCCAUGCCGCGUGGCAGAAUCUCCAUUCAUCCUUUGCCAGUACCAGUCGGGGACGGAUUGUCUUUCUCAAGUCCAAAUUGGGAAAAAACCCACGCGGUAAUCGCUCAAUUACUGAUUAUCUCCAUGAUAUGCGCACCAUUGCCGAUGAACUUGCUCUUGUUCAAAGUCCGAUUUCAGAAGAAGAUCUUGUUGUUCACGUGUUGAACCAAGUUGGGCCCGACUAUGAUCCCAUUUCCUCUGCGGCUCUCCUUCGUCCCUCGGCCAUUUCAUUCACCGAGUUGGGUGAUAUCUUGAAGAAUCAUGAAGCUAAACUUCAAUCAUCAAACGACGCCGAUACUGUGAUGAUGGCCACGGCGAACCUCACUCUUCAACAUGGUGGUUCGGGGCGUUCUAGUCAGGGCCAACGUGAUGCACAUUCCGGCCAGUCCACCAAUAACAAUAACAAGCGUGGUCGUGGGCAGUCCCUGAGCAAUUAUUCCACAGGCAAUCAUCGAUCAUCAGCGAGGCAGUCAAACUCGUGCCAAUUUUGUGCUAUCCCGGGCCAUGAUGUGAAGGACUGUCGCAAAUUGGCUCGGUUUCUCCGCACACAUGGCAUCGGACAAACGCAUGCAAUCAACGCUACAAUGAUUACCUCUCGGCCUAGUGGAUCCUACACGGGCAUGUUUCCAUUCGCCCUUCCAGGUGCUGGAACGAUGCCCCUUCAAGCUCCGAUGGCAGUGACGCCAUUCCAGACGCCGGUGCCGCAACCAUCACCUUUCCAGCCGCAGCUGGUCAGCACCAUGGCACCAGUCAACUUGACUGGUGCGCUCAACGCCGCAGGGCCAUCGCGUCCCCCGCAAGGUACGAAUCCGUUAAUCACUCCGGAUGGACACUGCGUCUCGGUUGAAAGCGGAGACGACGAGUGGGACAUUCCGAGGGCCCACAAGAAGAAGAAGGGAAAAACCAUCCGACCCGCCACCUCCCGAAACUCCACCUUCGAAAGGCUGGGGGAUAGGGAGGAGGGCCAGAGAAAAUCAGCCAAGCUAAGGUUGGGGCAAAGCGUUGCCCAUGUCAGCGCUUUCGCCCGGUUAGGCGAGAUGAGGGAGGCCGAGCCUGCCCGCACCCAACGCUCCCGGUCAAACUGGCAAGAGCCAGCCAGGACGAGGGCCUCUCGCCAGGAGGAAGAGGCAGAAAGCCAACCCAGGGUACCGGUGGCGAACCGGUUAACCACCCCCAAUGAUCGCGUCCAACAGAUGGAGGCAAAGCUGGAGAGGCUGGAGAAGAAGGUUGGAGAGAAGAAUGACCGGGACAAACCCCUCGCAGGGUCCCCGUUCACUACAAGGGUCCAUCUGACACCUUUCCCACGAAAGGUCAAGAUAGACGCCCCAAGGUUUACCGGUAAAGAGGAUCCAGAAAUACAUCUGGAUUCUUUCAACCAAAGUGCAACUAUGAAUGGUUGUACGGAUGAAGAAAAGUGCCUCCUUUUCUUCCAAACCCUGCGGAAUCGAGCUACUGAAUGGUUCAACAAACUUCGCCCAGGAAGUAUUGAUUCAUUCAGUGACUUGGCCUCAAAAUUUAAGGCCAAGUUCCAGGAAAACUGUAAUAAGAGGAAGAAAUUCACCUAUCUUAGUACAGCCGGGCAGAGGGAAUCUGAGAACCUCACUCAGUUCCUUACCCGGUGGAAGGAGGAGGUAGACAAGGUUGAGGAGAUGGACGACAAGACGGUGUUGUCCCUCCUCCUGAGCGGCUUGCGUGCUGGGGAACUUUACAAGGAGUUCUGCUGGAAACCCCCGGCCACGUACCAGGAAGCCUACCAUACUGCGUGGGAGUUUGCCGAGGCUGAAACUCAACUCCGGGCGAAGAAGGAAGCCGAGCAUGGUUACAAGCCCAAGCCGGUGCAAGUCAAGAAGGAAGAAGUGCCGGUACCCAGCCGGCCGAGGCAUCACUAUGACCCGGUCAUCCGCGUGGUCAACACAGAGGGGUGCCAAGAAAUGAUAGACAGCGGAGAACUGGGCAAGGAUUAUCUGCAGAAAGCCCAGGAGAAGAACCAUCAAUGGCAAUGGUGGGAGAUGGCGGUAGACGGGGCGUCCGGUCCUAAAGGCUACGGGGGUGGUAUAGUCUUUACCACCCCGGAAGGAUUCAAAAUUUACCAUGCAAUCAUCUUCAACUUCAAGCUGACGAACAACGAGGCAGAAUACGAAGCUCUGGCUGGAGGGCUCAGACUCGCCCAAGCCCUGAAGAUCGACCGGGUCAGUAUCAAAUCUGAUUCCAGUUUGAUCGUCGGGCAAGUGACCGGUAACAUGGAAGCUAGAGAAGGUCGAAUGGCGCAGUACAAGGACCUAAUACUUGCCUUGUUGAAAGGCUUUAAGGAAUUCAAGAUCGCCCAAAUCCCCCGGGCGGAAAAUGCAGAUGCAGACCUUCUCUCCAAAUUGACGCAGUAUGCUCCCGAGCAUGUUUCAAAACUUGCCCGGGUAGAAAUUCUUGAUCAAGCCAGCAUUGAAAAAUUGGAAGUAGCCGCCAUAACAGGGGAAAGCCAGUCUGACCGGUCAAACUUGGUCGGGGCGGAUGACAACUGGAUGUAUGAUCUGAUGGAAUACUUGAUGGAUGGGACCUUACCGGAACAAGAUGACCGGGCAAGAAAAGUUAAGCUCAGGGCACCCCGGUUCCAAGUCCUUGACGGAAAGCUGUACAAGAGGGCAUUCGGGGGACCCCUACUGAGGGGCCUAACCAACCGGGAGGCUGAACGAGUCAUAGCAGAAGUCCAUGAAGGUGUAUGCGCAGCACACCAAAUGUCCCGCACCCUUUCACAGCGAAUCAUCUUGUUGGGGUAUUACUGGCCAACAAUUGUCCAAAACUUCCUGCGAAGAAGGGAGGCUAGUAGACCGGGAGACGGAGGAAAGCUAGCCAAAAACUGGGAAGGGCCCUACCGGGUGAGAGCUAUCAUUCGCCCGGGAACCUACCGGUUAGAAACUCUUGAAGGUGUACCGGUAGAAAGAACCUGGAAUUCCCAUCAUCUUCGCAAGUUCUACAAGUGAUUGUAAUACUAGGCAAGGCCUACUUUAUUAUCAAUCAAACCGAUGACAUUCAAUACUCUACAUGGUAGCAGCAGAAUUGAUAGGUCGAACCUAUCCUAGGAGGGCUUCCCGGGUGGAUCAGAUCCACUCGGAUAAGCCAACUGAGACACAGG